This is a messenger RNA of Esox lucius (northern pike), 3316 nucleotides long. It is a transcript of the gene rnf11b, whose product is annotated as ring finger protein 11b. The transcript has 3 exons. NCBI's taxonomy places the organism in Eukaryota, Metazoa, Chordata, Actinopteri, Esociformes, Esocidae. The coding region runs from base 408 to 872 and encodes 154 amino acids. The record is from RefSeq and is a predicted model, not a curated record.
UGUUGCCAUCGUUUGUUAAGGCUGGGAAGUCCCUUUUCUGGUCUUCAAUCUGAAAAGGAGAAUUCGGUUUUUGAACAUUAAUAAUUAGAGUUUUAGCACUGUUAAAUUACAACUUAGAACAGGUGUUUGUGAGAGGUGUUUUAGUUAGCUAGCUGGAGAACAACUUAAAUCACCAUUAGACAUAUGUUCUUCAGCGUGAGGGUGUCAAACAGCUAGCUGGCUAGCCAGGCUCUUUGUGUGGUGAUGUUUUGUUUUUAUUGAACAUUACAGCUCUCGUGGCUUGUUAGAUCAUUUGUAAUGUGUAGAAGCCAACAGCAUUGAUUUGCAUACGGUGCACAUAUCUACUGAAAGGUUAGAGAAAUAGGUCCAUUGACGUUGCAAAGCGACAAAAGGAGUUUGAUGAGGAGAUGGGAAAUUGCCUAAAAUCACCAACCUCGGAUGAUAUUUCCUUGCUUCAUGAAUCACAAUCGGAUAGAGCUAGUUUUGGUGACGGGGCAGAUCCAGAUCAGGAACCCCCACCGCCGUACCAGGAACAGCUCCACCUGCCAGUCUACCACCCCACGCCGGGUCAGGCCCGUCUAGCCAGCCAGCUGACCGAGGACGAGCAGGUCCGCAUUGCCCAGCGCAUUGGCCUCAUCCACCACCUCCCCAAGGGAGUGUAUGAUGCAGGAAGUGACAGCUCUGAGAAGAAAAUCAGAGAGUGUGUGAUCUGCAUGAUGGACUUCGUGUACGGGGACCCCAUCCGGUUCCUGCCCUGCAUGCACAUCUACCACAUGGACUGUAUAGACGACUGGCUGAUGCGCUCCUUCACCUGUCCCUCCUGCAUGGAGCCUGUGGAUGCUGCUCUGCUCUCCUCCUACGAAACCAAUUGAGGAACGCCAACGGCCCUCUACAACAUCCUCCCUGCUUGUCACUGUUCUGACUUAACACCCCCCCCCACACACACACACACACACACACACUUAGCACCUGCAAGCCCAGAUGACAGCACUUGCAUCACCGGGGAGCUUUUUAGGGCCACGUGGUGGUAAUGGUUCGCCAAAGGUGGUUGGAUGACUAACCAAGAACUCUGCUGGGACCCACUGGCCAAGCCUGCUGGACAGGAUAUGUCAGGCUAGGGAAGGACUUUGGAUAAUGGUGAUCAAGAGGAGGUUCUUAGCGUAACACGUCACCUUCCAUCCACACUUUGAUAUCAACCAAAGCCCAUUCCCUCAACAUUGUGUUCAACUCAACGUCUGUUCUUUGAGUCAUCCUAAGGGCUCAGUAGAUUAUAUUUACAAAUGCAGAUGAGCAGACUGUAAUACACACAAGCCAGAAGAACCUGUGCUUUUGUUCAAGUUUUAGUGGAAGAGAUUAGCAUUAUUAUGCUCUCAAGUGGUUUAAAAUAAAUGCAAAUUUCACCCCGUUCAGUAUCUGCAACACAUAUUAUUUUUUAUUUUUUUUUACACAGUGACCCUUGGAUCAGUUUGCCUGAAGUUGACUUCAUACUUAAUUAGUUUCUUAGACUAAUGAUGGAUCAGUUCAAAAGUGAUAUUGGAUGACAAGGUUUCGGGUCUGCAUUAUUUCCAAGUAUUAGGCCUCCUAAACAUAUUCAUAUUCCAUCUUUACUGCUCUUGUUUACCACUUUUUAGAUUGCACAUUGUGUUCCAUACCAGUAUAUUCAACUAUCACCGUCACCUAAUUCCUAGUCUUGUAAUCCAUAUCCUACACUAAAGCAUACACACUGGAGUCAUUGAGUUAUUUUAAAAUGCCUACAUUUAGUUAAACGCCCUUGAGUUUAUUUAUUAGAUCAGAAUAAUAAAUGGAUUGUUGUGCAAAGAGUUUGAAUAUCAAAGCUAACCACCACGCCAACUUUGAUUUUAGUACAGCAGAGUGUAUUUCUGUGACUUUUGAACCAUAGUGAAUUUCUAUUUUGGCUGAAAAUGACAAACAAGUGACAAAACACACUAAGAGAUUGUGCUGGAGAUACAAAUGAAUAACGUAACUAUUUCCAACAUUAUACAUACCCCUUCAAUUUGUAGCAAAUUUUUUGCGAUAAUGCAAGUUUCUAUACCAUUUAAAAUAGUCUUGUAAUUUCCACCAUGAGAGAGCAUUCUAAUUACCUAUAAACUGAGAACAGCUGAACAGCAGUUCUCUAGUCAGUUACUAGUCAACGGCAAGUCAUGGUUAAAACAGAAAUGGUUACGUUAUUAAUUUGUCUCCAGCACAAUGUCUUGCUGUGUUUUGUCACGCGCUGAGGUCAUUUGCAGCCAGAAGAAACCUAUUGGUCAAAUAAAAAUUCACUAUGGCUCAAAAUUUGGCAUGGGAAUGAAUACUUUUGGGCUUAACUGUAUGUAUUACCUUAUUCUGCUUGUAAAUAAUGCUCUUUCUUUUUUUUAAAGACUUUAUGGAUUUUCAUACUUAAAUCUAGAAAGACAUCCUUAAUGUAUUAUCUUCACAUGCCAAGGUCGGUUAACUACCAUUUAAUCAGCACAAUUAGUUUAGCAAAAAGUUGUUAAAAUAAUGUUUAUGGUUUUUGUCAUGUCCAAUUAUUUUGUGUUUUUAGGGAAACAUUUGUAUUUCUUUGGGGGCAAGUCAGCUUCAUGCUAAAUGAUUACUAUGAGAUAUAAUUUUAUCAAAACGUAUUUGAGAUACGAAACUCUCAAAAGCUGAUUUCAUUUGGGGGGAUAUUUGAAUUUCCUGUAUAUUACUGUGAAAGCACAAGUGACAUGUUAAUCUAUUUUUGGAGGUGGGGUACAUUAUCUACUUCACAAAGGAUGUAGUAACUUAUUACUCAGUCUAGCCCUCAUUCCAGACAAUUAAUCUCUUUGUCAUUCAGAGGACUAGUAAUAAUUGGAAGGCAGGCCUAUGCUCUUUGCACAUAUGUUGCCAUAGUAAGACUGGUCUCUAUUUUUGUUAUAGAGAGAAUGGGGAGGGGCACUAGUUUUUGCACAGUACUUUUACUUAUUUUUUGAAUCUCCAUUCAAUGUGGAGGUCUACUGCCUUAGGUCUAAAACGAUGGUUGUUGAUUGGCUCCUAGGCUGGCAUGAGACCAACUUUAGCUGAUAUAGAGGCCAGACAUGGACAAUGAAGGACCCAUUGCCCAUUACUUUUGAAGAGGCUAAAAUAAUGGAAAUUGUAAAUCAACAAUGUAAUUGUGCACUUCCUGUUAUCUGCAGCCUCCAACAACAUACAUUGGAGAUGUGCACAGCAAUACCAUCAGAUAUACAGUAUGUAAGGCAUGUAAAGUGUGUUUGUGUGGAUCCCUGUGAGAAUUUUCUUUGUUAUGUAUACAUAUGUACUAUUGGCAAAUAUUAAAUGAAACUAUGCUAUUGAA